AUGGAACAUAUUCGUCCACCACCAGAAUUGGAUUUUUCCACGACAGAUGGAAAUUUACCUGAAAGAUGGAGAAAAUGGGAGCAAACCAUGAAAUUAUACUUAACCAUCGCCAUGAAUGGCAGAACCGACGCAGAGAAAUGCAGUGCUUUCCUGUACAUUAUCGGUCAAGAAGGUAGAGAAAUUUUCAAUACUAUGACAAUAGUUGAAGAAGACAGAGACAAAGUAGAUGUACUUUUCCAAAAGUUUAAGGAGUACUUCGCUCCGAGAGAAAACAUAACAGUGUGGAGACAUAGAUUUCAUACUAGGGUCCAAGGGAAAACAGAAACUAUAGACCAGUAUGUUACUGAUUUAAGAAUCAUAUCUAAGAACUGUAGAUUUGACACAUUAGAAGAUGAAAUGUUACGAGAUAGAAUUGUGUGUGGUGUACACUCCGAGAAAGUGAAAGAGAGACUUCUUAGAGACAAUGAACUUACACUCAUCAAAGCAUUAAGCAUAUGUCGUGCAAAUGAAGAAUCACAGAGCAGGAUGAAAGACUUACAACAAGAAGAACAGAUCAGUGUUGUCAAGUGUGACAGAAACAGACAGUCGGUAAAACCGUCUACAGGAAAUAGACAUACAUUCCAAAAAACUACUGGAACCGGUAAUCAACACACAUCUGGAAAACAGAAAUACAGUGGUCCAAAUUACAAUUCGAGAUCAACAUUUACAUGUGGUAAAUGUGGGAAAAGUCACAGUCGAGGACAUUGUCCGGCAUUUGGGAAAAGAUGUAGCAAGUGUCAUUGGAAAAAUCACUUCGCAGCAAUGUGCAAGACUAAAGCUAUUCAUGCAAACGAUCUAAACGGAGAUGAAGAUUCGCAAGACGAACAAAGAGAAGAUUUUUUCAUCGGAUCGAUCUCAAGCAAAAAUAACAAAGAUGAAAUAUAUGUGAACCUAAAGAUCAAUAAUAAAAUAGUGAAGUUCAAGUUGGACACUGGAUCACAAGUAAAUAUCCUCACAGAUAAAAUCUACGAAAAAAUUCAGACAGGAGAACCACUCGUUGAUACUAGUGUAAGACUUACCAGUUAUUCGGGGGAUUCCAUACCAGUAGCAGGAAAAUGUGUACUUCCAUACAAAGAUCAACAGUUAGAGUUCUAUGUAACUACUGGAAAUCAACCAACCAUACUAGGAUACAAAUCCUGUUGUGAACUAGGAUUUAUAAAAGUCACCUUAUCAACAGGAAUAUCACAGUGUUUCUCUCCUGUUGAUGAAUACACAAGUGUGUUUUCUGGACUUGGAUGUUUGAAAGAACCUUAUACGAUAUGUAUUGAUGACAAAAUUAAACCUGUCAUACACAGUCCAAGGCAAAUACCAGCAGCUUUCCGUGAUGAACUGAAGAAAACCCUGGACAACAUGGAAUCAAAAGGAGUUAUUAAAAAAGUCGAUCAACCUACUGAUUGGGUGAAUUCUCUCGUCAUUGCAGAAAAAGUCAAAACGGGGAAACUUCGUGUGUGUUUAGAUCCCAGAGAUUUAAACAAAGCGAUCAAGCAGGAACAUUUUCAGUUACCAACUAUUGAAGAAAUUACAUCAAGACUGUCUGGAGCUACUGUGUUCAGUAAACUCGAUGCCAAUAGUGGAUACUGGCAAAUACCCCUCGAUGAAGCUAGUCAACUCCUCACUACGUUUCAUUCACCAUUUGGAAGAUAUUGUUUCUGUCGUAUGCCUUUUGGUAUCAAAAGUGCACAGGAAGUAUUCCAAAAGAGAAUUGCGCAACACUUUGACAAUAUUGAUGGUGUAGAAGUUGACAUUGAUGAUAUACUAAUAUGGGGGAGAAAUGAAGAGGAGCACAAUAGAAGACUCAGAGCAGUGUUACAGCGAUGCCAAGAGAUCAACCUUACUCUAAAUAAGGACAAAUGUCUUUUCAAUCAAUCCGAAAUUCAAUACAUAGGACAUGUGAUUUCGAAAAAUGGAGUGAGACCUGAUCCUACGAAAAUAGAAGCCAUUCUUAAAAUGCCACCUCCAACUGACAAGAAAGGAGUCGAACGUCUUUUAGGAACUGUGAACUAUCUUGCCAAAUUUGUUCCUAAUAUGUUAGCGAUUAACGAGCCUAUCAGAUCUUUACUCAGGAGUGAUGUGUUGUUUACAUGGGAAAAACCUCAACAGGAUGCAUUCGAAGCUAUCAAAGACAUUUUAUCUCGUGAACCAAUUCUGACUUUCUUCGAUGUUAAAAAACCAGUAUGUGUUAGUGUUGAUGCUUCAAAGUGUGGUUUAGGUGCUGUGAUCACUCAAGAUGAAAGACCAAUUGCAUAUGCAUCUAGAUCAUUGACAGAGACUGAGAAGCGAUAUGCACAAAUCGGAAAAGAACUGUUAGCUGUUACAUUCGGUUUAGAGAGAUUCCACCAGUAUACCUAUGGUGUCAAUGUCAUUGUUGAGAAUGAUCACAAACCAUUGGAAAAUAUUCUAAGAAAAUCAUUAGUCCAAACUCCUCCAAGGCUACAAAGACUCUUACUUCGUUUACAGAAAUACGAUUUCAACUUCAAGUAUGUUCCAGGAAAACAGUUGAUCAUUGCUGAUACUCUAUCUCGGGCUCAUUUAUCUCCGACAAAGCAACAAAAGAAGAAAUUUGCGAGGAAAUUGAAACUUAUGUUCAUUCCGUGUUUAUACCAAGCAUUCCCAUUUCUAGAAACAUACUUCAAGACAUCAAAAAAGAAACAGCAAAUGAUGCUAUUCUAA
Messenger RNA from Magallana angulata, 2709 nucleotides. RefSeq lists its product as uncharacterized. The record is from RefSeq and is a predicted model, not a curated record. The transcript has a single exon. The coding region runs from base 1 to 2709 and encodes 902 amino acids. NCBI's taxonomy places the organism in Eukaryota, Metazoa, Mollusca, Bivalvia, Ostreida, Ostreidae.